This is a messenger RNA of Nylanderia fulva, 2544 nucleotides long. Its product is annotated as telomerase reverse transcriptase-like. Lineage: Eukaryota; Metazoa; Arthropoda; Insecta; Hymenoptera; Formicidae. Gene Ontology annotation, biological process: telomere maintenance via telomerase. Gene Ontology annotation, cellular component: telomerase catalytic core complex. The record is from RefSeq and is a predicted model, not a curated record. Gene Ontology annotation, molecular function: telomeric repeat DNA binding; telomerase RNA binding; telomerase activity.
AAUAAAAAAAAGAUGAAUUUUAAAAGGAAAAGACGCUAUAAGUAUAAAAAAACAUCUACAAAUAAACAAUGCUCAAAGCCGGAAUCAGGAACAAGUUCGAUUCCAGUUAAAAAAUAUAAUUCUACAGUAAAUUUAUUUGCAUCGAGAUGUCGACUGAGAAAGACAGGUCGUACUAUGGCAAAAAUCUCAAAAUACCAUAUUUUAGAGAGUAAAAAUACGGGACGAGAAAUAUGUCAUAGGAUUCUUAAUACAAAUAUUGGACAUAAUGAAUAUCAUAAUAACGUUAAUUUCGAUGCUGUUAUCCUUAGUUUGUCACCAAUUUUGGAAUCAUUUAAAAAUCGACAUAAUAGAUAUAAUUAUUUCGAAGAAUUGACAUUUAUUAUAGCAAGAGAUAAUGAAAAGUAUAAAAAGAAAAAUAAGAAUCAAAUUCAUCAACGUUCACUACAAUCUUUCUUCAGUUUGUUAUUACAUAAAAAUGUUCCUUUGUCAUUAUUUGGAACAAGGAAAAAUUUUAAAUUUAUAAAAAGAACGAUUGGUCGUCUUUUAAAAACUAAUCCAGAAAAGAAAACAAUAACAAGAGCUUUUAAAAGAACUGUGCCAGAAGACACAGAAAAAAAGGCUACUUAUGCAUCAUUGAAUAUGCAACCAUUGUUUAACAAGUUUGAUAUAUCCAGAAUUAAGUGGUUUCAUUCAAUUAAUAAUAAUACAGUAAAAUGGAUAAUUAUAUUAAAAUUGUUACAUUGGUUCUUUGCACAAUAUAUAAUAAAAAUUUUACAUAAAUAUGUGGUAUUGCAUUCGGUUAAAAAGCAAUGGAUUUACUUUGUAAAAGAUGAUUGGUGCAAGAUGCAAGAAGAAUUUAUAAAGGAGAAAAUAAGUACAGGUGGUCUUGUACCGUGGAUACCUAGAGCAAAAAAGGUGGAAACAAGAAAGUCAACAUUUAAUAUACCUAUUGGGACAUACAAAUUUAUCCCAAGUUCGUCUGGUUUGAGAGCUUUAUUAGUGGCAAAGUACAGCGUUAAAGAAAAGUUUGAUGACAUUGAUGUUGUUUUGAGAUUUUUGCAGCAGUUAUAUGUCACAUACUUUAAUUUAAAUGGACUUCCCACUAUAGCAAACUGCAAGCAAGCAAUUUAUACAUUUAAAAAGGCUUCAACCAAAAAUCCUUUAUAUUAUGUGUGCUGUGAUAUACAAGAUGCAUUUGGUUCAAUAAUACAAAAAAAAUUAUAUAAGAUUAUUACUACAUGCUGUAGACAGUUACAAAUUUAUCUUGUUUUGCGAACUUAUAGUAUACCAAGAAAUGGAAAGCUAAAACAAACAGUGCAAUUUUUACCUUUUUAUCUCAGGCGGGCAAUAGGUAAAAAAGCAAUUAUGAACAAAAAACGUAAAUUAGUUAAACUAACAAAGCUGGUUAGAAAAAUAAACAAAUUAAUAUUUGACCAGAAGGUAAAACUUGAUGGUAAAGUAUAUUCAAUAAAGCAUGGUGUGCCACAAGGUAUGCGAGUAUCGCCAAUUUUAUCUGAUAUAUAUUACCAAAACAUGUUCAAAGAAAUGUUUUCUGUAUAUGCAAAUAAUGGACUUAUGUGCACAUACGCCGAUGAUAUUUUAUAUAUAACUGAGAAUGAACAUUAUGCAACAGAAUUUCUAGAGAUUAUCAAAAAUGGCAUACCCGAAUAUAAUGUAAAAUUUAAUCCGAAUAAAAUAAAAACAAAUGUAGGAUUGCCUUACACACCUACAAAAAUAAAAUUUUUAGGAUGCAAUAUAGAACUGUAAAGCUAAUUAUAUGGGAUGUUAAAACUACAAUUAUUUUAUUUUUAACUUUUUCUCAGAUAUCUCGUUUUGUAUACAGAUGACAGCCGAUAAUUUUUCUUCAGAAUUAUAAUUAUAUUUAUUUGAUAUUUAUACGUGGCGUAUCGGCUGUCGCAUUUAAAAGAAAAAUUACAAAAAUAUUAAUCAAUAACUUAAUUUUUAUUUUAAAAUUUUUAUAUUCUCUACAAAUAAUCUAUUGGCAAAUACACAGACUGCAUAUUCAUAAUGGAAAAUAUUUGAUAUGGCGGCAUCAAAGGGAGCUUAUGAGUUAAUUUCAGCUAAGUAAAUUGAUUAUUGCAUCGAUCGCAACAUCGUAAAAUACGAUACCGAUGUGCGUACGAUCUUAAAAAAAAGAAAACCAGUAUUAAAAUUGUGAUAUGCACAAAUAUUGAUAUAUCUUAAUUAUUAUUAAGUUUGCAUUGCAUAAAUUAUUAAGUUUUUAAUUACAUAAUUUGAUUUUUUGUUGUUUCAUGAAUUAGAUGCUGAUUAUAGAUGCUAUUUUCUUUUUGAUAAUUAUUUUUUAUUAAACAUGUAUAAUAUGCAAAUCUUACUGUAGAGAAAGUAUCCAUCGAUAUCACGAACAUCUUUCCUGCUGUUAAUACGCAAGGUUCUCGUGUUUUCAUUAUCAUAAAAAUCAAGAUUUUUCUUGUUCGAAAAGAAGUUUGAUACCAUGCUAUAUUUGUUCUGUAAGAGGAAAAAUAUUUUUCAUAUCUAGAGAUUUUUUUUAUACACAUACAUGCA